CUGAUUUAUAUUGGAAUGAGUUUUUCAUCAAGUUGCUUAUGACUUAUAGAGGUCACUGUCCUGUUUUGACUCCGAAAUGAGCCCAGUCUCUUCUCCCCAAACCCUGCAAAUUUUUCCCCUUCAGUAUUUAUCCAGUUCCUUUUUGAAAGUUCCAAUGGUAUCUGCUUUCAUAGCACCUUCAGGCAGUGUGUUCCAGAUCACAACACCCCACUGUGUCAAUGUUAUUUUCUUCAUGCUGUUUCUAAUUAUUUUAUCAUUUAGUUUAAAUCCGUGCCAUCUGGUCACCCAUUCACAUACUCUGGAUUUACUCUAUCUUUACUCAUUCAUAAUACCGAACAUUUCUCCCCUUAGAGCAGCGAAGGAGCUGAUGUUUAAUAAUUGAAGACUCACCCGGUCUCCUCAGAUCAAUGGCUUGUAUUCCACUGAGACUAGAGCAGUGAAGAAAUGAUGAUGAGUGAGUCCUGUGACAGCCCGAGCACCCAGCCUCAUCACCUCCCUGAGGGAGAGUCUGACCUAGAGCGGGAGGAUGAGCUGGAGCUCCAGGCCCAGGAGUACGUGGACCGGGUGCGGAACCCUGAAAUGUCUGGCCCUCGACCCCAAAGCUGCCCCCCAGAGCCAAGCAGCGAAAGCCAACUUCGUGUCAGCAAGUCAAGUGCUUCAGACCUGAGUGUGAAACUGCGUUCCAGCCAGGUGCUGGCUGGAGACACUGGUCAGUCAGGUCUGCUGUCCCUCCCCUGGGAGCUGGUGCUGGAGAUCUGCUCAUAUCUGGAUGCCAGGUUUGUGCUCGGAGUGUUGCCAUUGGUCUGUCGAGCAUUCCAGUGUGUCCUGACUGAUGAGGUGACUUGGAGAAUCCGGGCCCAGAAGAUCCUGGGGCUGAGCUACCCAGUGUUGGAAGGAAAGAAAUUUGAUUGGCCGUCAGCAUGUAUUGAGCUUGAGGAGCAUCUGUCUCAUUGGUCCACCAGUAACCCAAAGGUUCAACAUUUCUCACUGAGCGAUGGACAUUUUGCCUCCGUCGACUCUGUCUUGUUGAUUCAGAAUGCUUCGCUGUGUGUUUCGGGAUCCAGGGAUCGGAAUGUGAAUAUCUGGGACCUGAGACGUUUAGGGCAGGAUGGGGAGAAGGUUCUGGUGAAAACUCUCGGAGACCAACCACGGGGGACUCACAGGGGUUGGGUUUGGGCUCUUGCAGCACAGGACCACAUGCUGUGCUCUGGAUCGUGGGACAGUAGUGUCAAGCUCUGGGACAUGGCUUCAGAGGGGGCAGGAGUGCGAGAGAUCAGGGGGAAGGCAGCUGUGCUGUGUCUGGUUUACCAGCCUGAUGUACUGGUUACUGGAUCGUACGACAAGACUGUAACCUUGUAUGACCCGAGAGCCGGUUACCCAGUGUUGGCCAGUCGCAAGCUACACUCCAGCGCUGUGCUCUGUCUCGCUGCCAAUGACCACUUUGUCCUUUCAGGCAGUGAGGAUCGGACAUUAGUUGUGGUUGAUCGACGAACCAAUCAUAUUCUCCAAAAGCUACAGUUGGAUUCCUAUCUGUUGACCAUGUCGUAUGCUCACGGUCAGCUGUGGGCUGGGGACAAGUGGGGACUGGUCCAUGUCUUUGACCAACAGGGUGGCAGCUUCCAGCACGUCAAGUGUUUUAAUGUUGGCCACCGCUCACAGCUUACAGGAAUCAAACAGUCCCUCGGGACCUUGUACACUUCGUCAACAGAUAAAAGUAUCAAGGUGCAUGUGCCUACAGAGCCUCCACACACAGUUUGCACUUUACCACAUGUUGAUGUAGUGAAUGGGAUCAGUGUGGAGGGAGACGUGUUGGCAGCUGCUUCGGGAUCAAUGACUGUGGAAAUCUGGAGGAGGACAAAGUGACGAAGAGACUGGUUUGAGCUUGGAGAGUGGUUCAGGCUCUUGAGAGGCUCUUCAGUUGUUGGACAGUCUCAUCUUUACCAGGGCUGCAGGCAGGCAACUGGUGGUUUUGGUGGGUGGGGUUCCCUCUUAAACACGACUACUCAUGUCAUGUGACUGCAAACUCCUCCCACCACCCCUACCCAAAAUGUCCUAAUGCAUUAAAUUCCUAUUGAACAAGACACUUAAUAUAUUAAUAUUAUUCCUGUCGUCACUUGCAUCUCGUGUUUCCAUGUGACACUGGAACAUGCUGAUAGUGUAGAAAUGUGUGGCCCUGACCAAACCCCUCCUUGGUCAGCAAAUGGGGCCACAGUUAGACCUGAGUCUCUGUCUUGGGGUGAGUUUCUGGAAAGGUCUGGUCGUUAACCCCUUUCUAAGCCAGUGCACGCCUACAGCCACCAGAUUACAGCAAGCAUAGAGAAUACAAUGUGUCUGUGGAAUAGAUCCUGCUUUGUGAACACGAAUAGAAGACAUUUGAAGGGGUUAAUGCCAGCAAUCAGGCUGGUGUCCUGAAUGGUCAGUGCCGCUCGCUGAGAUCUGUAGGGAGCAUUAACCUUGCAGACCUGACUGUCUGACUGGUGUUUGAGUUGUGCACUGCUGAGUGGUAAUCUCCCAAUGUCAUGGCAACCACAUCCUGUAAACCCCCAUCCCCACCGCCCACCCCCGAACUGGUCUGGUCCCUUGAUUCCACAGGCAGCCUCUGCUCUGUAAGUAGGUAAUAACAGCAGGAGCUUCAGAUACGGCGGCUUCACCGUCAGUCUGAUUCCUCAGGCUGGUGUUACCACCCAAGUCGGAAGGUAAUGUGUGUUCAAGUCCUGCUGUCGGGGUAGGGAGUGCUGCACUGGCACAGCUACCAUUUAUUUGAGACAUCAAACAGCAGGCCUGGGUUUCUUCGCAAGUGGGUGUAGACAGUCCCGCAAGGCACUACAUUCCAAAGGAGGACAGGGGAGUUAAAUAAUGACUUUUUAAACAGUUGUUAAAUAUACUUAUUACGAAAACAUGCACACGUCCUGACCAAUGUAUAUCCCUGAAGCAACAUCACGAAAACAGAUUCUCUGGUGAUUUACCUCAUUGUUGUUUGUGGAAUCUUGCUGUUCAAAUUGGCUGCUGCAUUUCCAGAGUUAUAAUAGUGAGUGCAUUUGGAAAUUACUUUGAGCUUGUCAAAGUUUUAUGAUUGGAAAUGGAAGUCUUGUUCUUGUAAUAUUUGUUUAAUUUGCUAAGGGGCUGACCUGGAGAAUUCCUUUGCUGCUACUGUGACAUUGACUGACUAGCUUUAAUAGUGUGCUUCUGGAAUAAGAAUACAAUUUAAAUUAAGAAAGAACCUCUCUAACACCUCUGGGACUGGCUUGUUCCCUCUCUGUAUGUGCUGUGUCAUGUUACAAAUGGAGAAACAGAGAAGCAUUUGCUUAAAGGCCCAGACAGCCAGUGCGCGCUCAUUCCACAGAGCAGCAGCUCAACAAAACAGCAACAAUGCACAAAUGGCAGAAAAUAACUUGAACGUGGGAGAAUAUUUAUUAAUAAAAAUAAAAGAUUUGAACAGC
Messenger RNA from Rhincodon typus (whale shark), 3440 nucleotides. It is a transcript of the gene fbxw9, whose product is annotated as F-box and WD repeat domain containing 9. Gene Ontology annotation, molecular function: protein binding. Bases 445 to 1863 code for a protein of 472 amino acids. Lineage: Eukaryota; Metazoa; Chordata; Chondrichthyes; Orectolobiformes; Rhincodontidae. The transcript has 11 exons. Gene Ontology annotation, cellular component: preribosome, large subunit precursor. The record is from RefSeq and is a predicted model, not a curated record.